Messenger RNA from Ramularia collo-cygni, 228 nucleotides. RefSeq names its product probable TOM complex component Tom7. Bases 1 to 228 code for a protein of 75 amino acids. Gene Ontology annotation, biological process: protein import into mitochondrial matrix; protein insertion into mitochondrial outer membrane. The transcript is spliced from 4 exons. Lineage: Eukaryota; Fungi; Ascomycota; Dothideomycetes; Mycosphaerellales; Mycosphaerellaceae. Gene Ontology annotation, cellular component: mitochondrial outer membrane translocase complex; mitochondrial outer membrane. The record is from RefSeq and is a predicted model, not a curated record.
AUGCGCCAGACCAUUCCACCACCUUUCAAGUACAAUUCCCUCACCACAUCACACAUCAUGGCCUGGAUGCAAUUGUCAGAAGAGAGCAAGGAGCGCAUCGCGCGUGUCAUCGACCUCUCCCGUGUCGCGAUCCAUUAUGGAUACCUCCCCUUGAUCAUCUACCUGGGCUACACGAAGAGCAACCCACGUCCAUCUCUGAUCCGUCUCUUCUCUCCUCUUGCACAAUAG